UUGUCCGAUACUCACCGCUGAACGUCAUUUCAAAUUUCCCAUUCAGAUUUCAGUUUCCUGUCGAAAAUUCCCCAAACUCUCUACACACUCUUUUCGCUUCCCUUAAUUUUGCUACGGUUGGCGAUUACACCAUCAGAAGCAGAGCGAAGAAGAAAUGGAGGACGAUCUCUUCCUGAUAGAGAUUUCCGGCGCCGACGAUUCCUUCCUGCAGAACAACGCCGACGACGCUCCUUCCUAUUUCUCUUGCUCCCCAUUCCACUUCCCCAGAUCUAAGCCGCCUCUUCCAAAUGAAAUUGGUUCAGUUCAUAAAUGCUAGUUAUUUAUUAUUUUAUUAUUAUUAUUGUUAAUCAAUUAUUUCAUUGUCUUUCAAUUCUUUUGUUGAGUGGGAAGGGGGAGGAUCCUGGGUUUGGAACAUUGAACGUGGGGGUGUCUCCCUCUUUAAGGCAGUGGGCAAACCAACUGCUCCAGGCGUGGUGGUUUUUUGUGGCCAAAAGGCAUGGAGUUCUUAAAAUACCACAUCUCAUACUUUCUAAUUAUAAUAGCCCGGCAAGGAAGUUAUUGCUGAACUGGCAGCAGGUGCAAUCUAGAUUCAGUUUGAUGAGUCCACCCUUGGCCUGAAUUUCACCAAUUGGAAGCAUUUACUCAUUUUGACUUAGAGCUAGAAUAUUCUCUAUCUGGCUGCAGGUGUUGCUUGAGAUAUACUUUGCUGAUGUUACUGGUGAAGCAUACAAAGACACUCACAUAUUUGAAGUGUGCCUCUGGAUUUAGAUUUGAUCCCAUCCACGGUAUAAAACACUUUUUGACUUAUUAAGGGUGGAUUUCCUUUAGGCAAACUGCAGUUUGCUGGAGUGGUUGAUGGAAAGAACAUUUGAGCUGAUGAUCUUGCUCCUUCUCUCUGUGUCCUGCAGACUCUUGAGGACAUCCUUGCAAAGGUGUUUAGCCAUUACACAUUUCUUUCUAAUUGAAAUAUUAGUUUAAUUCGUUACGAGUUAUGUAAUGUGUUUGUUUUUGUUCUAUUAUGGACAAGGUUGUGGUCUCUAUAUCAUGCACACUGCUCCACACCAUAAUUGACAUGGUCAAUGAAACUAAGUUGGACAAAGAAGAGUUCAAGUCUUGGCUUGCAUUCAUUGCACAAAAAUUGCUCAAAGCCAAAGCAUUGGUUGGCCUGGUACAUUUUUUCUGAUGCUUUCUGAAAUUUCUUAACCUUUGUGUUACCUUGUCCUCAAUGAUAAAACUAUCAAUCACCUUUGCUCUAAUGAUAAAAGUAAAUGCAUUGUUCAUGU
Rubroshorea leprosula is the source of this 1283-nucleotide messenger RNA. The record is from the annotation of a GenBank genome assembly. NCBI's taxonomy places the organism in Eukaryota, Viridiplantae, Streptophyta, Magnoliopsida, Malvales, Dipterocarpaceae.